Molecule: messenger RNA, 1380 nt
Organism: Rhododendron vialii
Lineage: Eukaryota; Viridiplantae; Streptophyta; Magnoliopsida; Ericales; Ericaceae
Exons: 1
Coding region: 1-1380 (459 amino acids)
Biological process (GO): DNA integration
Molecular function (GO): RNA-DNA hybrid ribonuclease activity; nucleic acid binding
Source: RefSeq, a predicted model, not a curated record
AUGCUGGCAUACCCGGUAAGGUUAAUCUCUCGAAUGGAUCCUUUGAAGUACCUGUUUGAAAAACCAGCUCUCACGGGGAAGCUGACACGCUGGUUGCUUAUGUUGGCAGAGUUUGAACUCAAAUAUGUCACAAGGAAGUCAGUAAAAAGAAGGGCCGUUGUGGAAUUUUUGGCUGACUAUCCGAUUGAAGGAGGAGAAGAUGUCGAGUUUAAGUUUUCGGAUGAGGAUUUGAUGAUCAUAGCCGAGGAUGUUUGGAAGUUGUACUUCGACGGGGCUGCUAAUCAGAAAGGGUUUGGAAUUGGUGUGCUAUUAAUAGCACCCGAUAGAUCCCACAUACCGCUUGCAUUCAAGCUAAAUUUUGAAGUCACCAACAAUCAAGUAGAGUACGAGGCUUGUAUUAUUGGCAUGGAAGCAGCCAUCGAAAUUGGUAUAGAAAAAUUGGAAGUGGUGGGAGACUCGAACUUAGUGGUGUCACAAGCCAAUGGCGACUGGAAAGUCAAGGAGGAAAAGUUAAAGCCGUAUCAUCAAGACCUUGAAGAUCUCAUCCCUCAUUUCAACAAGGUAACUUUUAUUCACGUACUGAGGCUCAAGAAUCAAUUUGCGAAUGCUUUGGCAACGCUGGCAUCCAUGGUUGAAAUCCCUGUCAGUGUGAAACUAAGACCCAUUAUGAUUGAACAAAGAGAUUCCCCGGUGUACCAGCAUGUUAUGGUUAUUAAUGAACCUGAUGAUGGCCACCCUUGGUAUUAUGACAUUUGGAGAUUUGUGGAAAGGGGAGAAUAUCCUACAGACGCAAGCAAGAAAGAUCGAAUUGCUCUCCAAAGGCUCGCAGCCCAAUACAUCAUCUGCGGGGGAAAUUUGUAUCGGAGGUCACACUGUGGAAUGCACAAGCUAUCUAUCUAUAGAGCAGAAGCGGAAAGAGUGAUAAAGGAGAUUCAUGAAGGAGUUUGCGAACCUCAUAUGAACGGCAAGAUGCUCGUCAAGAAAAUUCUCAGACAGGGAUACUUCUGGUCCACCAUGGAAACGGAGUGUUUAGAAUAUGUACGGAGAUGUCAUAAGUGUCAAAUCCAUGCCAAUCUCAUGCAUGUUCCACCAUUAGAACUGCACCAAAUGACUUCUCCUUGGCCUUUCUCAGUAUGGGGAAUCGACGUUAUUAGAAGAAUCACACCGGCCGCGUCCAACGAUCACAAGGUCAUCUUGGUUGCAAUGGAUUAUUUCACAAAGUGGGUAGAAGCUGCUUCUUACACAACCCUGACUGCUGUACGAGUUGCACAUUUUAUCAAACAUAAUGUCAUCUAUCGGUAUGGGGUUCCUCAAGCGUUCGUGUCAGACAAUAGGGUUCACUUCAAGGGUCGAGCUAAGGAAGUUAUGGAGGAAUUUUAG